Olea europaea var. sylvestris is the source of this 1660-nucleotide messenger RNA. Its product is annotated as probable galacturonosyltransferase-like 1. The transcript is spliced from 2 exons. Gene Ontology annotation, molecular function: glycosyltransferase activity. Gene Ontology annotation, cellular component: Golgi apparatus. Lineage: Eukaryota; Viridiplantae; Streptophyta; Magnoliopsida; Lamiales; Oleaceae. The record is from RefSeq and is a predicted model, not a curated record. The coding region runs from base 298 to 1341 and encodes 347 amino acids.
AUUCUAGAUAUCUCAACAAAGUACUAGAAAGUGAGCCAUCUAAGGACAACCUUAUAUUUUAACCGUAGAUAUGAAAGGGGCUUACUGAAAUAUACGUGCGGGUACGUAGCUACUCCACGCUAGAUUAUAACAUUUAUGGACCACUGUUAUCAAUCCUAGCCGCUUGUUUUGACCUAAUUGACUACAAAUAAAUACUAAAUUACAAGUCUUCCAAUAAAUUAGUGCAGAAGUAUAUAAGACAGAUCACUCGGUGCAGAGAAUAGGGAGGUCAAAGAUUUUGAGCUUCCAGUUGAAAUUAUGAAGGGGGCAGUAGCAUUUUCAGAAUCUCUCUUUUCGUUACUGUUUAUCUUAUCGACUAUAGCAGCUACUUCCGGGAACCACCAAUUCAGGGAGGCUCCGAAGUUCUACAAUUCUCCGAAGUGCCCUUCCAUUCACUGCUCCACCGCCGCUGCCGCCAAGAUUUGCUCGGACAAUGCAGUACAUGUAGCAAUGACUCUAGACGCAUUUUACCUCCGGGGAUCCAUGGCUGCUAUUCUUUCAGUCCUUCAACACUCGUCUUGCCCUGAAAAUAUAAUCUUCCACUUUGUGUCUUCCGCUACCGCCGACACCUUCCAUCUCAACCUCACAAUGGCAAAGUCAUAUCCUUAUCUUCAGUUCAACGUCUAUCCUUUCAAUGAUUCGCCGGUGGCGGGGUUGAUCUCAACUUCUAUUCGUGCUGCACUGGAUUGUCCUCUCAACUAUGCCCGCAACUAUCUCGCUGAUCUGUUCCCAAGAUGCGUUCAAAAGGUUGUUUAUCUAGAUUCCGACCUCGUACUCGUCGAUGAUAUUGCUAAACUUGCUUCAACUCCUCUAGGCAAUGAAGCAGUUUUAGCAGCACCUGAGUACUGCAACGCAAACUUCACCACCUAUUUCACGCCGACAUUCUGGUCCAACCCUUCUCUUUCCUUAACCUUCGCGAAUCGAAAACCUUGUUAUUUCAACACUGGAGUCAUGGUCAUUGAUCUUGAGAGAUGGAGAGCCGGGGACUAUACAACAAAAAUUGUGGAAUGGAUGGAGCUGCAGAAGAGAAUGAGGAUAUAUGAAUUGGGUUCUUUGCCACCUUUCUUGCUUGUUUUUGCCGGAAAUAUAGCUCCAGUGGAUCACCGGUGGAAUCAACACGGCCUCGGCGGUGAUAACUUCCGGGGGCUAUGCCGGGAUUUGCAUCCGGGUCCAGUAAGCCUGUUACAUUGGAGUGGAAAGGGUAAACCAUGGGUUCGACUAGACGCCAACCGCCCUUGCCCUUUGGAUGCUUUGUGGGCACCUUAUGAUCUAUUACAAACGCCAUAUAUUAUUGAUUCUUGAGAAUUUUUGUAAUUAGGAACCACAAGAGAGAUGAGAGAUCUGAAGCUGGAGAUCCCACUCAAUUGUGUUAAAUACUAUUACUACUAUACAGUACGGUUUUUUCUUCCGCGGAGGACGUAAGAAACAUGAAUCGAAGUUGAGGGAAGAGAUGUCAUACCUUUUCAGAUAUCGAGUCAUCUCACUGAUGACAUCAAAGAUGAAUAUCUUGAGAGUAAAGAGGUUUGUACAUUACGUAUAGCUAUAGAUAAAUAUUUACUUAUGUACUUCGGAAAUAGUUAAUUACAGUUGAAAUAAUAAUUAUGUUGAAUUCAAUAUUCAA